Messenger RNA from Vanrija pseudolonga, 1461 nucleotides. RefSeq names its product RuvB-like helicase 2 (gene RVB2). The record is from RefSeq and is a predicted model, not a curated record. Bases 37 to 1434 code for a protein of 465 amino acids. Gene Ontology annotation, molecular function: ATP hydrolysis activity; DNA helicase activity; ATP binding. Gene Ontology annotation, cellular component: Swr1 complex; Ino80 complex; NuA4 histone acetyltransferase complex. The transcript is spliced from 5 exons. Gene Ontology annotation, biological process: box C/D snoRNP assembly; regulation of transcription by RNA polymerase II; chromatin remodeling. NCBI's taxonomy places the organism in Eukaryota, Fungi, Basidiomycota, Tremellomycetes, Trichosporonales, Trichosporonaceae.
GUUUGUUCCAUUCUAGACAGUUCCAACUCGAUCAAAAUGGCAGCCAACAUCUCGAUUCAGCCUGGCAACCUCAAGGAUGUGACCAAGAUGGAGCGCAUCGGCGCCCACUCGCACAUCCACGGUCUGGGACUCGACGCCAACCUCGAGCCUCGGGCAGCGUCGCAGGGCAUGAUUGGGCAGGGCAAGGCGCGCAAGGCGGCCGGCGUUAUCCUCAAGAUGGUUCAGGAGGGUCGCAUUUCCGGCCGCGCCAUUCUGAUCGCUGGCCCUCCAAGCACGGGCAAGACGGCCAUCGCCAUGGGCAUGGCGCAGACUCUCGGCUCGGAUGUCCCCUUUGUCAACCUCACCGCGUCGGAGGUCUUCUCCCUUGAGAUGUCCAAGACGGAGGCGCUGACCCAGGCGUUCCGCCGCGCGAUCGGCGUGCGCAUCAAGGAGGAGACGGAGCUCAUCGAGGGCGAGGUUGUCGAGAUCCAGGUCGACAGGAGUGUGACUGGCGCCACCAAGACUGGCCGCCUGACGCUCAAGACGACCGACAUGGAGACGGUGUACGACCUCGGCUCGAAGAUGAUCGACCAGCUGCAGAAGGAGAAGGUGUUGGCAGGCGACGUCAUUAGCAUCGACAAGGCAAGCGGAAGGAUAUCCAAGCUUGGCCGGAGCUUUGGACGCGCAAAGGACUAUGAUGCGAUGGGCGCGGACACCCGCUUCGUGGCGUGCCCCGACGGCGAGCUGCAGACGCGCAAGGAGGUGGUGCACACCGUGUCGCUGCACGAGAUUGAUGUUAUCAACUCGCGGACACAGGGCUUCCUGGCGCUGUUCGCGGGCGACACGGGCGAGAUCAAGCCCGAGCUGCGCGACCAGAUCAACGCCAAGGUCGGCGAGUGGCGCGAGGAGGGCAAGGCCGAGAUUGUGCCCGGUGUGCUCUUCAUCGACGAGGUGCACAUGCUCGACAUUGAGUGCUUCUCGUUCCUCAACCGCGCGCUCGAGGGCGAGCUUGCCCCGCUCGUUGUCGUCGCCUCGAACCGCGGAAUCACGAGGAUACGCGGAACCAACUUCAAGUCGCCCCACGGCAUCCCCGCCGACCUGCUCGACCGCAUGCUCAUCAUCUCCACGACCAAGUACUCUGAAGACGAGAUCAAGGAGAUUGUCAAGAUCCGUGCCGACGAGGAGGACGCCAAGGUGUCCCCCGACGCGCUGGAGCUUCUCGCCACGAUGGGCGGCCAGACGUCCCUCCGGUACGCGCUCAACCUGAUCGCGCCGAGCCAGCUUAUCGCUGCCCGCCGCAAGUCAACUCAGAUUGACAACGACGACAUUCGACUGGCGUACAAGUACUUCCUUGAUGUUGACCGGAGCGCAGCCUACGCAAAGGAGACGAGCGGCAUGAUGUUUGGCGAGACUGAGGUGUCUGAAAACGGCAACGCUAUGGACACCUCGGCGUGAUUGAAUGCACAUUGGAUGAAGUUACGC